AUGGCGCCUCGUUUUGGGAAUAGAUCCUCCCGGCCUGUCACACUAUCAGCUGAGCCACCAACUCCAGAGCCUUACCACCCGAUCAACUCCUUUCUUGAGAAGUUCUCACCUCGUGUCAGAAAGCUUGUCAUGUCCCAACGCACGACAUCAAGUCACCUCAUUGCACCGAAUGAUGAGAAUGAGUCUGUCGAUGUCGCCACUUUGUCCCAGGACAUAUCUGCCAGAGACAUCAACCCUGCGAAGCUUACCUCCUUACUGCGAGACAAGUUUGGAAGUGGUUCAUACAAUGUGCAUAGCUCGUCGGGUCUAGAUGAUGCACAAUAUGUACAUGAUACGAGCUCCGCGACGUCUUUCUGUAGUAAGCCGCUUUCCAAUCGUGAUGUUGAGGCCGAAUCUAAAGCAUGCAGACCGAAAUCGCGCAGUGUUCUUGAUCUUUUCUUCAUACAUACAUAUGAGUAG
This is a messenger RNA of Colletotrichum abscissum, 459 nucleotides long. RefSeq lists its product as uncharacterized. The record is from RefSeq and is a predicted model, not a curated record. NCBI's taxonomy places the organism in Eukaryota, Fungi, Ascomycota, Sordariomycetes, Glomerellales, Glomerellaceae. The coding region runs from base 1 to 459 and encodes 152 amino acids. The transcript is spliced from 3 exons.